Molecule: messenger RNA, 1041 nt
Organism: Talaromyces amestolkiae
Lineage: Eukaryota; Fungi; Ascomycota; Eurotiomycetes; Eurotiales; Trichocomaceae
Exons: 2
Coding region: 1-1041 (346 amino acids)
Source: RefSeq, a predicted model, not a curated record
AUGAAGUCCAUCAUUGCCCUUUCGGCCAUGGCCGGGCUUGUACCCGUAGCCCUAGCCGCUCCUUCACGUCUUCACCUCCGCAGCGACGACACCCAAGAGGUGAAUGUCAUGAUUCAACAAGUCAAAUCAACCUCCGAAACCGACAUUGCCGUUGUCAACAAGGACACUUCUGACAUUCUCGGAUACUCCUGCUCCAGCACCCUCAACUCAGGCGCUUUUGCCAAUCUCCCCAUUACCGCAAACAUUGACGAGAACGGCGCCGGUACUCUGACCGUGGGCUCCACAACAUACAAGGUCCAUGAAGAUCGCGAUACCUCUGGCGGGAUUCAGUGUGCUCGAAUCUUCAAUGAUGGCGAGAGUUUCUUGGACUGUGCUGUACCGGUGCCAUCAUCUCUAAGCUUGUCGCCCAUUAGUGACCAGAAGACAACCUGUUUUGACAGUGGGGUGAUUCCUAGCUUGCAAAGCGCAUACAAUUCUAUGCUUGCACAGCAGGGACCGCCCGAGACCGCAAACCUUACACGUAGGGAUCUGUCAUCAUCCAGACCCGUCUUGGAUGAGCGCCAAUGCGGUAUUUGGUCUGCUUCCAGCCAGGUUGUUGGAGAUGGCAACCCUCACCAGAACUACUAUCUGAAGCAACUUUCUGAAAACAUCAACUGCGGCGCGGCAGAUAGCUGCAGCGUAGGCCAGAGCGACAGUGUCUCAUACACCAUCGGCUGGACAGCCAGCGCAACUGCAGAAGAAUGGCUGACCGGCGGCUUCUCCGUGAGCGCAAGCUGGACAACCGGAAACACAUACAGCUGCAAUGGCGGAUCUGGUGACACCAUUUGCGUCUGGUAUAACACCGCGCAUACCGCUUACACUUGCGAGAAUGGCGAGUAUAAUGCUUGCACUGGAUUCGAUGGUGACGGUAGCACCUUUGUCAUGUACUCGCCCAACUCCAACAAUGUGGGUGGUGGUUACUACUGUGUCGUCGGUACUUGCCGGAGUCAGGGAGAGGGUUACUGGAAUUACGACGGUCCUGCUGGUGGUCCUCAGGACUAA